Messenger RNA from Prorocentrum cordatum, 1020 nucleotides. NCBI's taxonomy places the organism in Eukaryota, Dinophyceae, Prorocentrales, Prorocentraceae. The record is from the annotation of a GenBank genome assembly.
AUGCGGCAGCGCGUUCGACCUUGGAGCUGGCGGACGCCGCCAAGCACCACCAUCUUUCUCUUCAAGGCACAGCUGUCCAUGCUGCGGAGCUACUUGCUGGACGCCGAGCUCCUGCUGGGCAUCGGGCCCGUGCUGGAGAUCGGGACCGUGUUGGAGUUGGGGACCCUUCUGGGCUUCGAGACCGUGCUGGACGUCGGGACCCUGCGGGAGAUCGUGAUCGUCCUGGGCAAUUGGACCAUCAUGCUGCUCCUCGCCCUCGCUGGGCUGAUGCACCUCUUGACAGCGACGAUGCCGAUGGAGAGCGCGCCCGAACCCCGCCUCGAGCGGGUGGCCAGGACAGUGUCCCUCCACGAGAGGAAGACCAUGCAGUCGACGCUCCUGCAGGUGAUCUUCGUGCGGCUCACGUACACGAUGAAUGAGCUCAUCUGCAUGAUGGCCACAUUGCUCGCCGCACACAACGUGACCACCGCCUACUCCAACACCGACUUCCUCACUGCCUACACCAACGACCUGGUGCACCUGGACAAUGGCUCUUUCCUGAACGCGCUCGGCUCCCUGCUGGCGUUCCUGGCUGUGGUGCUGCCGUUCCGCAUACCGCUGAUGUUCGGCCUGACGGGUUCGCGGAACCUCCUGGACCUCAAGAUGCUCAACACUCUCUUCGUGAGAUUAUUCCCGCUAAUGGUUCUGCUGGUGGCGCCCCUCUCCCUGCUCUUGGUGACGUUGCCGACCUCCCUGGCUCAGGCUCUGCGGGUGGCUAUGCUGCUCCUCCUGCUGCAUGCGCUGUGCCUCCGGAAGCUCGUGUCGAUCCUGGCCCUCACAUCCGGCGUGCUGAGCAUAGUGCUCCUCUGGUUCCUGACCCCGCUGACCCUCAACAAAAUCAUUUGGGUGAUGCGCCUGCCACUGCGGAUGGUGGUCGUCUGGUUGCUGCUCGCGCUCCUCACGGCGGUUGCGCUGCUGCUGUUGCCCCUGCCCUUCCUCAUUGGCACCGUGCUCGUGCCACGCGCGACUUCUACUGCCUGA